This is a messenger RNA of Rotaria socialis, 2538 nucleotides long. The record is from the annotation of a GenBank genome assembly. Lineage: Eukaryota; Metazoa; Rotifera; Eurotatoria; Philodinida; Philodinidae.
AUGAUCAAUGAUCAAGAUACUAAACCGACACAACAACCAAUAUACGUCGGUUCUUUUGAAAAUUCAAGAUUUCAAAGCAACAAUAGUGAACAAGGUAACAAUGAUAAUACCUAUGUUGGUGGAUAUAGUCGUGGUGGAGGACCUCCUCCUCUCAAGCAGCAACCACCACUACCUCCACAAAGUUCGUCCACACAAGUCUAUCGACCUCCCCAUAUGCAACAUCGAAUGAAUAUGCCGAAUGGUAAUUAUGGCAAUAAUGGCAGUAUGACUGGUGGUUAUGGAGGAUCGAUGAAUACUGGUCCACCACCUCCACAACAAAACUAUAGUAGUAAUUUCGGUGCUGGUAAUACUCUUCAUCAUCAUCAUCAUCCUUCUCUUCCUCCACAACAGUCAUACUAUGGUCAGCCACAAAUGGCGCCUCUACCAACACAAAUCUAUCAUCAACCUAUGUCAAAUUCUUAUCAACAGAUCGGACAAAUACCACGUCCGAUGAAUCCUCCACAGCCACUUGAUACUCGAGGUUAUGGUCAGCCUCUUCAACAUCAAAUACAAUUGCCGAAUCGAUCAUUUAAUGACAUGUCACAAAUUCAACAGACUUAUAACCAUCAAGAUCCGAGUGGUGUUCUUAAUCAGGCAUCUUCUCAACACACAACAGGCGGCCGUUGGGAUGCUAUUCGAGCUGACAGAGAAACGUCAUAUCAUAAUAGUAGUGGUAACACUGCUUAUCAACGUGGUGCAAGUGGUUUUUCUGGUAAUAAUAAGAAUAGAAGUGGUCGUGAUAACAAUAAUAAUAGCUAUGGAGGACAACGUGAUAAUAACUAUGGUCGGCGUGAUCGUACUGCUCAUAAACCAUAUCAUUCACAUGUUGGUGGACAAUCAGGUGAUAUAACUGGUACUGAUUGGAAUACUCCUUUACCACCAAAUCCUAAUCUUGAAAGAGAACUAUUUGGUGAUCAUCCUACUGGUAUCAAUUUUGAGCUUUACGAUGAUAUUCCUGUUGAAGCAUCACAUAUGGAUCAUCAACCGAUUGAUACAUUUGAUGAUUGUAAGUUCGGUGACAUUAUCAAAAAUAAUGUUAAUUUAUCUAAUUAUGGCAAGCCAACACCUGUACAACGUUAUGCUAUACCAACUAUUUUACUUCGACGUGAUCUAAUGGCUUGUGCACAAACUGGUUCUGGCAAAACGGCUGCAUUUCUUCUUCCCAUAUUACACAUGAUCUUUCAAGAAGGACCUGUGCGUAAUCCUCAAACUACUAUGAAUAAUAAUCGUAAGCAAUAUCCAUUGUGUCUUGUUUUGGCACCGACACGUGAAUUAGCGUCACAAAUUUAUGAUGAAGCACGAAAAUUUUCUUAUCGAUCAAUGGUUCGUUCUUGUGUUGUCUAUGGUGGAGCUGAUAUUGGCUUUCAGGCACGAGAUUUAGAGAAAGGUACUCAUGUAUUAGUAGCUACACCCGGUCGUCUGAAUGAUUUAAUACAACGAGGUCGUAUUGGAUUAGCGAAUGUCCGGUAUUUAGUCCUCGAUGAAGCUGACCGCAUGUUGGAUAUGGGCUUUGAGCCUCAAAUUCGUGAGAUUGUCGAACGGUCAGAUAUGCCUGCCACAGGCCAACGAAUAACACUGAUGUUUUCAGCUACUUUUCCGAAACAAAUUCAGGAACUAGCAAGAGAUUUUCUUCAUGACUACGUAUUUUUGGCUAUUGGUCGUGUGGGUUCAACAUCACAGAAUAUAACACAAAAAAUUGUAUGGGUUGAAGAAGCUGAAAAGCGUUCAUUUCUACUUGAUUUAUUGAACAUUCAAUCUGAAUCAUUAACAUUGGUGUUUGUCGAGACAAAACGAGGAGCUGAUGUACUGGAAGACUUUCUUUUUAACCAUCAAUAUUCAGUGAACAGUAUUCAUGGUGAUCGAUCACAAGCUCAACGUGAAGAAGCACUGAAAUCCUUUAAAACUGGUCGUACACCUAUUCUCGUAGCAACAAGUGUAGCUGCUCGAGGUCUUGAUAUUCCACAUGUAAAGCAUGUCAUUAAUUUCGAUUUACCAUCGGACAUCGAUGAAUACGUUCAUCGUAUUGGGCGAACUGGUCGUGCUGGUAUGACAGGUCAAGCAACAUCAUUUUUUAACGAAAAAAAUCGUAAUAUUGCUACAGAUUUGCUUGAUAUUCUAACUGAAUCACAUCAAGAAGUACCCGAAUGGCUGGAAGGUAUUGCAAGAGAAACGAAAAAAGAUAAUUAUUCUAGAAGAAAUUACGGUACUAGUCGCCGAGCUGGUGCUUUUGGUGCCCGUGAUUAUCGUAAUCAUGGACAAUUACGUAAUAGUCGAGGUGCUAGUGCUAGUAAUCGAUCGGGUAGCGCAACAAGUGGAUAUAAUAAUCAUCAUCAACAACAACAGCAAUGGAAUAGUUCGAAUAAUGCUGCCGGUGGAAACAUGUGGAGUGGUGAUCAUCAAUCAGGUGGUGCUGCUGGUUACGAUCGUUUUCAUCAACAAACUACAGGUAGUAAUGUUAAUCGUCAAGCAGACCAAAGUUGGUGGGACAGUACAUCAUGA